Molecule: messenger RNA, 2802 nt
Organism: Micropterus dolomieu (smallmouth bass)
Lineage: Eukaryota; Metazoa; Chordata; Actinopteri; Centrarchiformes; Centrarchidae
Gene: lmod2a
Product: leiomodin 2 (cardiac) a
Exons: 4
Coding region: 1070-2572 (500 amino acids)
Biological process (GO): muscle contraction; myofibril assembly; pointed-end actin filament capping
Cellular component (GO): myofibril; striated muscle thin filament
Molecular function (GO): tropomyosin binding; actin binding
Source: RefSeq, a predicted model, not a curated record
AUACACGCUUUGUUACAUUUCGUAGUCAAACGCUCUACUUAUAUCUUUCACUCAAGUCCACAAUUUUAGCAGUUUGAUGAAUACAGGCCCAGGUCUGUACCGUGUGAACUCAAGUGUUGGAGAAAUCGUCAUCUUAGCUUAACUGUUUGUGGAAAUAUAACAGACCAGGUGUUGUUCAGAUCACUACAUAACCAAAAGCAGGUAGGCCUCUUGAAAACUGUAAAUAAAAACAGGCAUCUACAUAAUGUCAGAGGAUCAAGUAGAAUCUGGCACUAAUUCAUUCCAGUUGCUUCCCCUCUGCUGUUGUUUUGAGUCAGUAAAACUUACUUGAGAUUAAAAGCCUCCCAGUGUUUCAUACUCCCUACUGUUCCUGGUAGACUGGGAGAAUUACCCACAAUGCAACUCAACAACCAACACUUUGUUUGGAGAUUUGCGCUUGUAAUGCUAGUUGUGGCUAAUGUAGCCUUAUCACAUAAAUGUUGAAAAUGUUUGAAUUGCAGUGCAGAGGAUCUGUUGUUACAGUGUGUGUGUGAGAAAAGAACUAGCCUAAAGCGGAGAUGAGGAGCAUGCCACAGAGGUCUGCAAACGGCCAUAAAAAGUUGGAGAUGUACUGUGCAUAAUCCCACCAUCCUCAGGGAGAACAAGUGUUUCCCUGCAACUGGAUUGUUCCCUGACAACGCGUGUUUCUGUGUCCUGACAUAUUGCGUAACACCACAGACUUGCAUCUCUGGUGUCUCCCCACAGCAUUUUGCUUCCUUCGUUUCUUUCGAGUUGCUGGUGAGCUCUCGGCACAGGCCACUCAGAGGGCUCACAUUCCUGCAGUAAGCCUAUCUCAUUGACCCCCCCACCCAACACCCUAAAAAAAGACAGGACCAUCAGCAGCAUGGUAACCCUCCCCUUUCUCCCUGUCAGGCAACUUUGGUAGUUUGGAUCAGUAGAUGAACGAGGACUCUGAUAUGGCACCUGUAUCCCUGGUCUGAAGGGAUCUGAUGGAGGACAAACCAUCGAGCAAAAGCAGAUUCAGUUAGAUAUUUAAGUGUUCAGAGAGUCCUGAAACGAUCGCAGAACCAUGAGUACCUUUGGCUACCGCAGGGAGCUGAAGAAGUACGAGGAGGUGGACGAAGACGAGCUGCUGGCCACUCUGUCCUCCGAGGAGCUCCAGGAGCUGGAGAGGGAGCUGGUCGACCUGGAUGACAACGUCCCCAUCGGCCUGAGGCAGAAAGACCAGACCGGCAAAACUCCAUCAGGGACCUUCGACAGGGACGCUCUGCAGAAAUACUGGGAGGAUGAAAACAAGAAGCUGCUGGAAGACCAAAGGAUGGAGUCCAACGUCAGACAGGAGGUACGCCCAGAUAAGAGCAGGGGGGAGCCAGUGACUGUUACCACCAGCGACAGCGGCAAGACUCUUGACAGCGACAGGAAGAAGAUUUCGCAAAAGGGGAAGAAAGGUGCCUUUAGCAAAAAUGAUGCGAAGAAAGAUGAGGCGGAAAAGAAAGACGAGUGUAAAAAGGAGGCUCCUAUAAGGAGUAAAUGUCCUCAGAAGAAAAGUCUGUCCAAAGGCUUGAAGAGUGAAUCGAGGAGGACUGAAACCACAGACAAAAACCUGGAUGCAAACUCUGACAGACCUAGCGGGAACCCGAUAAUCAUCGACGAAACUCUGGAGCAGAUCUUGUGUGAUGACCCUACCGUGAUCGAAGUCAACCUCAACAACAUAGAAGAUAUUACCCAGGAAACCUUGCUUCGAUUCGCAGAGGCCCUGUGCACAAAUACUCAUGUCCACGUUUUCAGCCUCGCCAACACCCAUGCCGACGACCGGGUGGCCUUCGCCAUCUCCAAGAUGCUCCGUGAGAACCGCAUCAUUAGAAACCUGAACAUCGAGUCCAACUUUGUGUCGGGUCAGGGCAUCCUGGCUCUGCUGGCGGCGCUGCAGCACAACAGGACACUAGUGGAGCUUCGCUUUCACAACCAGAGGCACAUCUGCGGGGGGAAGGUGGAGAUGGAGAUGGUCCAGCUGCUGAGGGAAAACACCACUCUGCUCAAGCUCGGUUACCAGUUUGACCUCCCGGGACCGCGGAUGACAGCGACCGGCAUCCUGACGCGCAACCAGGACCAACAGCGACAGAAGAGGCUCCAACAGAAGAAGGAAGAGAGUCCUCCAGAGGUGUCAGGACAAGGUUCUGGUUCAUCUGCAGAAAACAGACCACCAAAUAAGCCAUCACAAUGUUCUAAGACUGCUCAGAAUCAAAACAGAAAUCCUCCUCCUCCAUCUCUAGACCCGCCGACAAGGAAGAUCGCCGAAAUGGUCAAACAGCACGAAGGCUCGAACGGCACGAAGAGUCAGUCAAACCAAAGAAAACCCAAGUCAAAGAAGCUCAAGAACGGCGCCAACGAAAAAGAGAGCACAGACAUUCUUAAAGACCUGAAGAACGCCUUGAAGCCGUCACCGCAGAAGAGACGAGACGAAUCGUCACUCCUGCCACCCCCGCAGAGGUCGAGCCGCGACGACCUGAUGGCGGCAAUUCGUGGGAGCAGCAUCAGGUCCUUAAAAAGGGUGGAUCUGUCACAGGCCUGAACUCACCUACCGCUCACAACUAUUCUCACUUUGUAUUGAAAUAUUUCAUUUUUAUUUCACACUAUUUCACUUUUUAACAGUAUUUUACUUAACGUGUCACACAGCGUAGCAGCAGACUGUAUUUGUUUCAGACACUACUGUUGUAUUUUGUUACUGUGUGAAAGCUACUGUGAAUACUGAUGUGUAGAGAAAUAAAGUUUAUGUUCUGACUCAGUCUGCAUGUUUUUCAC